This is a messenger RNA of Theobroma umbraticum, 1743 nucleotides long. Its product is annotated as vestitone reductase-like. Gene Ontology annotation, molecular function: oxidoreductase activity, acting on the CH-OH group of donors, NAD or NADP as acceptor. The record is from RefSeq and is a predicted model, not a curated record. Lineage: Eukaryota; Viridiplantae; Streptophyta; Magnoliopsida; Malvales; Malvaceae.
AUGCUAAGAGGAAACUCACAUCUCAAAACAAACAAUACUGAGUCUGACAGAGUUCGAAGGAAGAGAUAUAGAGAUUAUAAGAUGGGCGGAGAUAAAGGAACUGUCUGCGUCACAGGAGGGACCGGCUACAUCGGCUCCUGGCUGAUCAAGGUGCUUCUUGAGCAGGGUUACGCUGUUCAUACCACUAUUAGACCUGACCCAGGAAACAAGAGGGACGUUAGCUUCCUCACUACCCUCCCAGGAGCAGAUGAAAGGCUUAAAAUCUUCAGAGCAGAUCUUAGUGAUCCGGAGACUUUCGGUGCAGCCAUCGAGGGAUGCAAAGGAGUUCUCCAUGUUGCCUCUCCCAUGGAUUUCCAAGACAAUGAACCUGAGGCAGUAGUGACCAAAAGGGCAAUCGAUGGAGCACUAGGCAUCCUGAAGACAUGCUUAAGAUCAAAAACAGUGAAGAGGGUUGUCUUCACUUCUAGUAUUGCCUCAGUGUAUUUCAACAAGAAGGACGUAGACAUGAUGGAUGAGAGUUUUUGGACUGAUGUGGAUUACGUUAGAGAACUUAAGUCAUACGUAAGCUCUUAUGCGAUUACCAAGACUUUGACAGAAAAAGCAGCUCUUGAAUUUGCAGCAGAACAUGGAAUGGAUCUGUUGACGGUCAUUCCUCCUUUGGUUGUCGGUCCCUUCAUCUGUCCGAAGUUAACUGGUUCAGUGCGCGCAGCAUUGGCUCCGAUUCUAGAGAGUUCGAAGGAAGAGAGAUAUAGAGAUCAGAUGGGAGGAGAUAAAGGAGCUGUCUGCGUCACCGGAGGGACCGGCUUCGUCGGCUCGUGGCUGGUCAAGGUGCUUCUUGAGCAGGGUUACACUGUUCAUACCACUAUUAGACCUGACCCAGAAAACAAGAGAGACGUUAGCUUCCUCACCAGCCUUCCGGGAGCAGAUGAAAGGCUUAAUAUCUUCAGAGCCGAUCUUAGUUGUCCGGAGAGUUUCGGUGCAGCCAUUGAGGGAUGCAAAGGAGUUCUCCAUGUUGCCUCUCCCAUGGAUUUCCAAAACAAUGAACCUGAGGCAGUAGUGACCAAAAGGGCAUUCGACGGAGCACUAGGCAUCCUGAAGACAUGCUUGAGAUCAAAAACAGUGAAGAGGGUUGUGUUCACUUCUAGUAUUGCCUCAGUGUAUUUCAACAACAAGAAUGUAGACAUGAUGGAUGAGAGUUUUUGGACUGAUGUGGAUUACGUUAGAGAACUUCAGUGGUACGUAAGCUCUUAUGCGAUUACCAAGACUAUGACAGAAAAGGCAGUUCUUGAAUUUGCAGCAGAACAUGGAAUGGAUCUGGUGACGGUCGUUCCUCCUUUGGUUGUCGGUCCCUUCAUCUGUCCAAAGUUAACUGGUUCUGUGCGCGCAGCAUUGGCUCCGAUUCUAGGGAAUAAGGAUGAUUACAGUCUUCUUCUCAAUGUAGCGAUGGUGCAUAUUGAUGAUUUGGCAAGGGCAUUUAUCUUCCUGCUCGAGCAUCCUGAGGCAAAAGGGAGGUACAAUUGUUGCUCGGACACAGUAACUGCUCAAAAGAUAGUUGAAAUUCUUUCUGCUAAUUACCCAGAAUACACACUUCCAAUAGUAGAAUGCCUAGAAGAAAUUGAAGGUCCUAAAAUGCCUGGUUUGUCAUCAAAGAAACUCUUGGAUUUGGGUUUCAAAUUUAAGUAUGGGGUUAAGGAUAUGUACGAUGGAGCUAUCAAGUGUUGCAAGGAGAAAGGGUUUCUCUAG